CUCCCUCUCUGCUUUAUACAGGCAUAUAAUCCCUGAGUUGACCCAGAAAACAAACUGACUGCCGAGACGCCGCACAGUUCCUAUCCGCUGCAGGGCUGCAUGUAGCCGGAUCACCAGCUGCACAGAGACCCCCCCUCCGGAACAGAAACUUCUUCACAAAUCCACAUUCAAACAUCGGGGCGACAGACGCCAUGGCUGAACACAUGAUGAUGCCCAUGCAGCACGGCUUCAGGAUGGGCAUGAAUGGACCCCCGCAGCACCAGGGUCAGCCCGGCUUGCGCGCGAUGCACAACGGCCAGGUGAUGCAUUAUGGGAGGAACCCCCAGAGCAACAUGGAGGCCGCCAUGAGGCAGCGGCAGGGCAUGGUGGGCCCCGGAGGCAUGGCGGGCCCCGUGAACACCGCUCCCAUGGCCAACCACCACCACCAGAUGAUGUCCGGGAACAUGAUGUACAACGGGCAGCAGCAGCAGCAGCAGCAGCAGCAGCACCACAUGCACCCCCAACAACAACAACAACAACAACAACAACAACAGCAACAACAACAGCAACAACAGGGGCAUCCACAACAUCAACAACAGGGACACCCACAGCAGUACAUCCCCGGAAACCUCACCUCCCAGCAGCUGAUGGCCAGCAUGCACCUGCAGAAACUCAACACGCAGUACCACGGACACCCUCUGGUUUCGAACGGCCACCACAUGCAGAACGGAGCUCAGUACCGGGUCAAUCCGGCGCAGCUCCACGCGGGCAUGCAGCACCUCGGAGGACCGCAGGGACAAAACAUGGACAUGGAUCUGAUCGACGAGGAGGUGCUGACGUCGCUGGUGCUGGAGUUCGGGUUGGACCGCGUUCAGGAGCUGCCCGAGCUUUACCUGGGACAGAACGAGUUCGACUUCAUAUCGGACUUUGUGUGCAAACAGCAGCCGAGCACGGUGAGCUGCUGAGCCCAAGCUUUUUCAGACUGGACGACCCCCCCUCCCCCAAAGAAUGAGUAGCACAGCGAGGAGGAGACAAUCUCUCUGUUCGGCUGUUUCUGUGUCUCUGACGCCUUGACACUGAGGAGAACGCACCGGGUUUCUCCUCUUUGAGCCGGCGCCACGAAGAUUUUGAUGAGGCGUCCUGUUUGUACCCAUCUGUGCCUGCAUUGCCAAGGCUUUGGGAUAUUUAAAACAAAC
This is a messenger RNA of Eleginops maclovinus (Patagonian blennie), 1175 nucleotides long. It is a transcript of the gene cited4a, whose product is annotated as Cbp/p300-interacting transactivator, with Glu/Asp-rich carboxy-terminal domain, 4a. The record is from RefSeq and is a predicted model, not a curated record. Gene Ontology annotation, cellular component: nucleus. The transcript has 2 exons. Gene Ontology annotation, biological process: regulation of DNA-templated transcription. Gene Ontology annotation, molecular function: transcription coactivator activity. NCBI's taxonomy places the organism in Eukaryota, Metazoa, Chordata, Actinopteri, Perciformes, Eleginopidae. The coding region runs from base 192 to 944 and encodes 250 amino acids.